CCUGAGGGCUAAUGGCAUCGCCUUAGCUGACCCAAGAUAUAAUCUUGGAUUUGCCCAACAAACAUUUACGGAGUGCUUAUCAUACGCCGGGCAUUGUGACAGAAGCUGGGGCGAAAGAGCCCCACCGUACAAGGAGCGCAGCGGGCGAGCCCCUAGAGCGGGGCGGGGAAAGGCCAGGGUCCGGCUCUCGAGUCUCCUCGCCGCGCAGUCAGUAGCAGGGCCCAACCGUCCCCAACGGUCCAAGGACCCAGACGGCGGCUGGAAUGCACUGUUCCAGAGCAAACCGCUGCCCGCAGAAACCCACCUCCCUUCUCGCCCCCACAGAAACAGCCCCCACCCGCGGCUUGCGCCUUCGCGCCUGUCUCCCCGACCCGUCUCCCUUUAAUCCCCAGGAAGGGUGCGCCCCUAACGCCAGCACUACCCGCAGCCCCCUUACCACCGGGUGCUCCGAACUCGGGUCCCUCUCCAUCCGUCUUGCUGCCGUGUCGGUCCUCAUCGUCUGUUCACCCCUCGGCAGAGGAAUAGAGUGGGCCCUCACCCUCUGACGCGCAGUCCUUUCCUCUUGGCUUUCUCUUCAUCUUUACGAAGCCUAUUUAAUGACCUCCCACCAAAAAAAAAAAAAAAAAAAGGUUUCCGUGUCUCUUAAGUUCCUGUCACGGCGUGGGGGCCAAUCGAGGCAAAAGAUAGCAGAAGAAACACCAAGUGGCGGAGCAUCACCCAUCAGGAGGCGGUUUCCCCGAACGUCACUGGGUUGUGGGGUGGCACUGGCUUAGUACAAAGGCACUAAUUUUGUACACACGGUGAUAUGGCUGAGUGAUUCCAUCCUUUCGCACCUUGGGAGCUUUAAUUUUCCCGUAGGCUUGAGAAGCGGACGCCUCCUCGGAUGUGAGAGUACAGCAGAAAAUGUCCACUGAACGGACUUCUUGGACAAGUUUGUCCACUAUUCAGAAAGUAGCACUGGGCCUCGGGAUCCCAGCCAGUGCAACGAUCGCCUAUAUCCUGUACCGCAGAUACAGGGAAAGCAGAGAAGAGCGGCUGACAUUUGUUGGGGAGGACGACAUCGAGAUAGAGAUGCGGGUCCCCCAGGAGGCUGUGAAGCUCAUCAUUGGUCGGCAAGGAGCCAAUAUUAAACAGCUGCGAAAACAGACAGGUGCUCGGAUCGAUGUGGACACGGAGGAUGUAGGAGAUGAGCGGGUGCUGCUUAUCAGUGGUUUUCCUGUUCAGGUGUGCAAGGCCAAAGCAGCAAUUCAUCAGAUCCUGACAGAGAAUACCCCAGUGUCUGAGCAGCUCUCAGUUCCCCAGAGAUCUGUGGGCAGAAUCAUAGGAAGGGGCGGAGAGACAAUUCGUUCUAUCUGUAAGGCCUCAGGAGCCAAAAUUACCUGUGACAAAGAACCGGAGGGGACAUUGCUGCUGUCAAGACUUAUAAAAAUCUCAGGAACACAGAAGGAAGUGGCGGCAGCCAAGCAUUUGAUACUGGAGAAAGUUUCAGAAGAUGAAGAACUCAGGAAGAGAAUUGCUCAUUCUGCAGAAACCAGAGUCCCACGCAAGCAGCCAAUCAGCAUAAGAAGAGAGGAAGUGACAGAGUCAGGUGGAGCUGGGGAGCCGGCAUUAUGGAAGAACACUGGUAGUCGCUUGGAGCAGGCCGCACCGCUGGCAGUUCCUCCCCACAGAGGAGGUGGUGACAUGGCUGUUGUAGGGCCAGAAGAAGGCUCCUGGGAGAAACCUAGUGAUGACAGCUUUCAGAAGUCUGGAGCCCAGACCAGUCCAGAGAUGUCCAUGUUUGAAAUCCCCAGUCCAGACUUCAGUUUCCAUGCUGAUGAAUUCCUCGAAGUCUAUGUCUCUGCCUCUGAACAUCCUAACCACUUCUGGAUCCAGAUCAUUGGCUCCCGCAGCCUGCAAUUGGAUAAGCUUGUCAGUGAGAUGACGCAACACUAUGAAAACAGUCUGCCUGAAGACUUGACUGUGCAUGUAGGAGACAUUGUUGCAGCACCUUUACCUACAAAUGGUUCCUGGUAUCGAGCCCGGGUCCUUGGGACCUUAGAGAAUGGAAACCUGGACCUCUACUUCGUUGACUUUGGAGAUAAUGGAGAUUGCCCACUGAGGGACCUCAGAGUGCUCAGGAGUGACUUCCUAAGCCUUCCAUUUCAAGCAAUAGAGUGUAGUUUGGCACGGAUCGCCCCCUCAGGUGAACAAUGGGAAGAAGCAGCUUUGGAUGAGUUUGACAGACUCACUCACUGUGCUGACUGGAAACCCCUGGUGGCCAAGAUCUCUAGUUAUGUCCAGUCUGGGAUCUCAACUUGGCCCAAGAUCUACUUAUAUGAUACUAGCAAUGGGAAGAAACUUGAUAUUGGGUUAGAAUUAGUUCGUAAAGGAUACGCAGUUGAGCUUCCUGAAGACGUAGAAGAAAACAGAACUGUCCCAGGAAUGUUGCAUGAUGUGGCCACAGAAACAGAUGUUUCUCUCAGCAGCAUGCUCCCUGAGACCAAGAAGAGCCCUGGAGAGAUACCAAACACCCCGUCCUGCCUCAGCUUAUCAGGAUUUGGCAUAAGAUUUGGUGCCUGGAGAGAAGAGCCUAUGAUAAAGAGAUCUAUGCAGUCCUUCCUUUAUUGUAUACAUGAUCUGGCUUGCUGUGGACCAAAUGCAUUUUCUCCUUCCACUGGACUACCAGAAAGCAUGUGGGGUGGAGGGAGACAAACACAUGCCCCUUCCCACCACCUCCUCACCCCCUUGCAGUGUCUGAAUACUGCUGCACUCCUUCCAGGCUGCUCAGUAUCCCGCUCGUUCCCCCCUGCCAGUCAUAGUGCACACUGUGGCUAGGCUGUGUUCUUUUAGAGGCUGAGAAACAGCCAGCGUUUGGUCAUUGGAAGAGAUGAUUCUGCAGACUUCUGACUCUGGUUAAGGGGUAUUUGGUGAACUCAAAGAUGGCAGUUGAGUCAGGAGGCAAAAGCAAAAAUCAGUAUAGUUACAUUAAAAAGCUUCAGGAAGUGGGAAGAGAAUACUGCCUCCCACCCUAAACUGUUAAUGUUAUUGGAGUCAAGUUUUUUGAAAUAGUGCUCCAGCUAUUUCCCUGUAAACUUCAGUUAAAGUACAAGUAGACAAGGAGAGAGGCAACUAUUCUAAGUUUCUAGUAUAGUGUCUAUAAUACAUAUAUAUGUACACACAGAGCCACAGAGAGAGAGAACAUAUGUAGCUGUUUAAAUCAUUUGAGAGAUUUUUUGCUGAAUAAAGUUCUCAAGAAAAUUGCCCAAAA
Molecule: messenger RNA, 3250 nt
Organism: Vicugna pacos (alpaca)
Lineage: Eukaryota; Metazoa; Chordata; Mammalia; Artiodactyla; Camelidae
Source: RefSeq, a predicted model, not a curated record